GGGUAAGCCUGUCUCUCAUUCCCUCCCCAAUUCAUUGGUCAUGUUGGUUCAUUAAAUGACACAAACUUUUCUUGCCUGGAAAUGACCGACACGUUUCUGAGGUCACAUUGUGGGUGUUUCAGUUUCUAAAUGAACAUCUAUAAAGAGAAAGAAGAAGAAAACCUCACUGUGUAUAUAUACCAGAUACUUUGAUGUGGGGGAACACAAAGCAGCAACGAUGGGUGUUUUCUUUGACUUGUGGUUCUUCAGUGCCAUUUUUCUCUUCGGGAUUCCAAGAGGUAAGUGUCCCAUUAUAUGAGAGAAAGAGAGAGAGAGAGAGAGAGAGAGAGAGAGAGAGAGAGAGAUUGCAAUGUAAUGCAAUCAAGUGGUUAAGCAAAGCAAUCUUGUUUUUGUUCAAUCAUUUAUUCAAUAGCUUAAAAUAUAUUAGUUGGAUUUCUUGCACACCCUUCAUCAUCAGGUCCCAGGGUGGGUUGCAACAAUUUAAAAAUGCAAUAUUAAAACCAUUUAAAGCAACUGGCAAUUGAUUUACAACAUGUGUGCUCCUUUCAGUAUUUACAAAGUAAGGGAACCUGCACACCAGUUUGGUCCACUUGAAGUUGAAAGAUGAGCCUGAUACUGUACCUUUUUGGCUGAGCUAUAUCACAGACCUCAUCUGGCAGCAUUUACUGCUGGGGAAAUGCUAUCCUUCCCUCUGAGAGCAUUGCUGCUCUGUCAAAUGCCUCAUGUGUGAUGGCUAUGUAAAUGGCUUCAGCUCCCACUGUAUUGUGCCUCUGAUCAGAAGGGUAAACAGAAGGGCAGCACCUUCCCCAUCCCCAGCAGCGAGUAUUUAGAAUCACAGAACUGUAGAAUUGUAGAGUUAGAAGGGACCACAGGGGUCAUCUAGUCCAACCCCCCCUGCAAUGCAGGAAUCUUUCCCCAUUAGGUGGGGCUUGAACCCACAACCCUGAGAUUAAGAGCCUCCUACUCUACCAACUGAUCUAUCUCGGUCAGCUCGUAUUACCGCCUCUGAUCACACUAUGAUCAUAAAGGCACAGUAUAGUCAGUAGGUGGUCUGGCUUCGGGAGAGUCCAAAGGGCCAGAUUUGGAGGGCUGAGUUUGACCCCCUGGGCCUGAGACUUGCCACCCCUGAUCUAACAAUUGGCACCACCCUCAGCUUCUGCUGAGCGCAAAGCGAGCACCCAGUAAUCUCUGCCUCUCUGUAUGCACCUGUCUUCAUCCUUUGCAGGAGGUCAGCACAAGGAGUGAUCCGUCAAGCCCACCAUCCACUUACGGCAGCUCACCAAAGGCACACUAAGCCUGUUUUAAUACUGCCUGGAAUUGCAGAAACAGGAGGCAGGUUGUCAAUCGCCUGGUUGGGCCACCAGAAUAACAUGGCCAGGGAGCACUUUUCAGUUUGAUGGGCCAUCAGUUACACAGGCUUCCUGGAGUGAAUUACCGUAUUUUUCGCUCUGUAACACGCACCCAACCAUAACACGCACGUAGUUUUUAGAGGAGGAAAAUCCGUAGGCAUGCCACCCGUACUCAUUCCCUCCAUAACACGCACAGACAUUUCCCCUUACUUUCUAAGAGGAAAAAAGUGAGUUUUAUGGUGCAAAAAAUACGGUACAUUCUUUUCCUUCAUUACUCAUUUUCCUCUAUUAUUUUUUCUUCUAUUAUUAUUACGGCCGUGUAUGCCACCCAUUGUGAUUAUUAGCAUGACUAACACCACCACCCCUUUCUCAGAUCAAUGUGCAGAUAUAAUUGGAGGGAAAGAAGCGAAACCACACUCAAGACCUUAUAUGGCCUUAAUCAAAGGACGCCAGAUCUGUGGAGGAACGUUGAUCAAACCCAACUGGGUGUUAACAGCAGCCCAUUGUCGGUAAGUUUCAAGAAAUGUUUCUGUUUCUGUUUUUGGUGGUGGUGGUUCACAAACUUAAUACUGCCCAUGUAGGGAUGCUAGCAGAUUUGCAAUUACCAGCUUAAUAUCAGAGCAUAGCUAUCCUUUGGGUGUUGCACAUAUCUCUAAAUCUUGCAAUACAGUUCUUGGCUCAAGAAAACUAGGAAAAUGCAUAUAAAAAUGAAUAUUGAAGGUUAAAAUGGGUAUAAAAAUGCAUGUUUCAUAAUAAAAUACAUUGGGGAGCAGAUUGGGGUAGAGUGUAUUAAAUUGUUUAUUUUGUGCAAAGUAAGUUCAAAAAGGUAAAAUUUGGUGUGGUUUUUAAUAAAAAUGCAGAUUGAUGCAGAAAGGGAAUGGAUUUGUAAAUGAACAUACCGUAUGUGAAACUGACAUACGCUAGUGAACUUUGGACUUCCUUUAACUUAUCCAUAUUCUUUAUCUUCUUAGGGAGAAAACUCUCACAGUUGUUCUUGGAGCUCAUUCACUUGCUAAACAUGAGGAUACCCGGCAGACAUUUAGGGUUGCUAGACAAAUUGCUCACCCAUGCUAUGAUGAGACGACAAAAGAACAUGACCUUAUGCUUCUGCAGGUAUAUCUCCAAAUGGCACAUACAUCUAAUAUAGGUGCUAAGGGAAGCUACCAUGUUGUGUCUUUUCCCUGAGGAGUGUUGGGAGUUUGCUGACAGUGACACCCACUGAUGGCAUCAUGAUAGGUGGACUCCUCACAGCUGCUGCAAAAGGCGCACACUUGGCCAAGCAUGAUCUCUGAACUAGACGUCCUUCCAGUUCUAUGAAAUUCUAUGAUAGUGAUAUGCCGGUUGCCUUGGCAACGGGGUAACACUGGUGGAGUGAAGUUAAAGACGUAAGGUAGAGAAAAGGAAUCAUAAAGAUUGAGCAUAACAGCGCCAUUGUCUGGGUGAUAGGAAACGCUCCCCCUCCCAACCAUAAGCCUGGAUGUUCAGAGAGAUGGGGAGAGGGUUGGGUAAGCUGUUAAGCCUGCUGAGAUCUACUUAGAUGCCCAGGAGGCAGAAUCUAGGGAGGUUUUCUGGCUAACCUGCCACACUGAUUUUAAUGGGAGUAGAACAUGACUAAUUUCCUCUGAUCCAAUUAGCAGGGGGUGGCUGUAAGGGAAGAUCUGGCAGCAUCCAGAGGGGGUUAUGGUAGGAUUCAGUAAUAGGAGGCCAGGAGGGGCCAUAUCUCCCCCCAGUGAAGAACAUUAGUUCACUCUCCAAUUGCACAAGAGAGUGAGGCAUAUACAAGGUGCUGUUGUUGGCAUCUGACUGUCACAAGAGACCAUGGAGUGCACCUGGUAUAGUGACUUAUUUAUGACCAUGGGACUAACACAAGGGUGGGAAACCUCUGACCCUCCAGAUUUUGCUGAACUAUAACUCCCAUCAGCCCUAGAAAGCCUGGCCAAAGGCAAGGAAUGAUGGGAGUUGUAGUUCAGCAACAUCUGGAGGACCAAGUUGUCCACACCCAGAUUAGCGAGCAGUUCUUUGGAAUUGGGGUUGGUCCAUUUUCUUCCUCAAAGUGAUUUUGAGGAGGGCCCCAUAAAAUUAGCCGCUGACUAGAGAGUUAGUGGAAUCAGUAUUUUUAGGAAGACCCUGAAGAUUUCCCCCCACUCUCCCUUACAUUACCUGAUGUAAACUAAGCUACCGAUAUGAUGUUCUGAAUUGCUGAUAGCAUCCUGAGUUUAUCAUGGGCUGCUUGGUUAUUUCAAAAGUGAAGUCUGGUUGGUGUUCUUUGUGACUGCACAGAACACUGUGAAAACUUCCUUUUUAAAGAAAGUGUAUUUAUAAAUUCAUUAAACUUUAACUUAUUUAACCCACUGUUGCUCACAAAAUACAGUAGUGUGGAAUGUUUCAAAUUGAAGAUCAGCACAUUUUUAGCAGUUUUGUUAGUGAGGUAGGUUAGGCUGAGUAACGGUGACUGACCCAGCAAAGAGUUUCAUGGCUGAAUGGAGCUUCAAACCUGGCUCUCCCUUGUCUUAAUCUGACACACUAACCACUACACCACACUGCCUGCUAAUAAUAAGUGUUGGUUUUCCCUACACACACCCACACCCCGCUCUCUCUUCCAUCUCUUUUAAGCUUAAUGGAACAGCAAAGAUUAACAAAGGCGUGAGAACCAUUAAGCUUACCAAAAAGGGCGAUGAUCUCAAGGCAGGAACCAAGUGUCAAGUAGCUGGAUGGGGAAUUACUCAAAACGGACAGAAGAAGCCAUCUGAUACCCUGCGUGAAGUUGACGUCACCGUCAUUGACAGAAAAAUAUGCAGUGAUGGCUAUAAUCCUCCUGUUGUGACAAGGACUAUGGUGUGUGCUGGAGACAAGAAAGGAGGAAAGGAUGCGUGUGUGGUAAGCUUGCUUAUUUACCAUUUCUGUCCUCAAAUAUGAACUCUCUUGUGACUGACACCUUGUUCAGUAGCGUAAUACACAUAAGGAGGAAUAAUUCAAACAAGUUGUAGCUCUGUUUACUCAAGACUUUUAAAUACAGUGUUUCCUUGGUGAAAUCCCCCCACCUGGGAAUUAAAUGACUGUCUCGCCAGAGUGGUGCAUGCUCUGGUUAUCUCCCGCUUGGACUACUGCAAUGCGCUCUACGUGGGGUUACCUUUGAAGGUGACCCGGAAACUGCAAUUAAUCCAGAAUGCGGCAGCGAGACUGGUGACUGGGAGUGGACCCUGGGACCACAUAACACCGGUCCUGAGAGAUCUGCAUUGGCUCCCAGUACGUUUCCAAGCACAAUUCAAAGUGUUGGUGCUGACCUUUACAGCCCUAAAUGGCCUCGGUCCUGUAUACCUGAAGGAGCGUCUCCACCCCCAUCGUUCAGCCCGGACACUGAGAUCCAGCGCCGAGGGCCUUUUGGCGGUUCCCUCAUUGCAAGAAGUGAGGUUACAGGGAACCAGACAGAGGGCCUUCUCAGUAGUGGCGCCCACCCUGUGGAACACCCUCUCUUCAGAUGUGAAGGAAAUAAGCAGUUAUUCUAUCUUUAAAAGACACCUGAAGGCAGCCCUGUUUAGGGAAGUUUUUAAUAUUUAAUGCUGUAUUGUUCUUAACAUUUGAUUGGGAGCUGCCCAGAGUGGCUGGGGAGACUCAGCCAGAUGAGCGGGGUAUAAAUAAUAAAUUAUUAUUAUUAUUAUUAUUAUUAUUAUUAUUAUUAUUAAAAUAUCCCAAUGAAGAUUAGGGUGGAAACAGCAGUUUAGAGAGAAACAGCAAUUAUUUUGUAGUGCCUUUCCUGCCCUUAAAAACAACAGGUCUGGGCAAGGUCUGAGAAAAAUGUUUCUGCAGAGUUUCAGCAUAAACUAAAGAAAAGCCAAUGCCUAAUCAGACCUUGAUUUUGUUACAGCUAUGAUGGGCACCUGAUUAGCUUACCAUCACACACAAGUCUGCUUAGUAGUUGGUAAGGUGUGGGAGGAGGAAGAUGCAGGAGGUUACCAGGGUUAGGGAGUGAUUUACCGUAUGUGCAGGAGAGUUGCAGAAAAAGAGCAGGGAGGAAGUGUGGACUUGGGGCAAAACAGGGUUGCAAAGCCAGGCUGUGGAAUAAAAGAGAGAAGUGGUUUCAGAAAUGGGGUUGUGGAGGUGAAAAGCAAGCUGGGGUGGAAAGGGGGUUAAUAUGGGGGAAGGUAGGGGACUUGGUGAGAGGAGCAAGCAGGUGCACACACACACACACAGGUGUGUUUGUAUGUAUGUUGUACAUUAUCGUACUGAUUUAAUACUAUGUCAUUUUUAAACUUGUUGGAAAAUAUUUCAAAAUGUGUACGCACAUUGAACUGGUAAACAGGUAGCUAUGUUCAGAAAUUACAUAGUUAACCAUAUUUUUAAUUAUAUUUAAAAAAAUAUUUUCUGACUUUCAUCAUAGUAGCAUGUGGAAGAAUCUUCUGGCUUCUUUUCAGGCUACAGAUUUGUGUUUACUGCACAUAUUUGAGAUCUUUUCCAUACAUUUAUAAUUAUUUAUAAUAAUGAUACAUAUAUACAUUGCUUUUCACAAGAAGUCUCAAAGCAACUUGCAAAAUAUUUAAAGUCUGUGCAUGUUUUCUCAGACGUCUCAGUAAGUUCGGGUUGCCAUACGUCUGGAAUUUCCCAGACAUAGCCAGGAUCCGGCCGUCAGAAACAAUGUUCAGGUGGAAAAAUCACUGAAAUGUCCAGGAAAAUUCAUACAUACAGAAGUGUAGAUUCUGGUGAAUUUCCUUUAGAAUAGCUCAAAAACUUCUUCUUUUUUUGAGAUUUUGCAAAAUAAAGCUCAACUUUGGCAAAAUAAAUAAAUAAAUACCGUAUUUUUCACCCUAUAGGGCGCACCAGCCCAUAGGGCGCACUUAUUCUUUUUGGGGGGGGGAAUAAAGAAAAAAAAUUCCCCCCACCCCAAGCCCCAAAGAGCAAAGAAGGAUGGAUCCCACUAGCUGUCCUGGCUUCGUUUAUAGCCUGGGGCUGGGGGUCCGGGAGCGAAGGCGAUGUUGCGCUCAACCUCGCCACUGCUCCCGGAGCUUGCAGGGCUGGGGGCGGGGGAAGCCCGAGCUUCCCCCGUCCCCAGCCCCCAGAACGGGGCUGGGAGCGAUGGCGAGGUAAAUCUCUUUUUGAAAUCUGGCAACCCGACACUACGUUCCAUGGAGUUUACUCCCAAGUAGGUAGGCAUAAAACUGCUGAAACCCUAAGCACACUUCAUAGGUGCCAACUCCCUGGGGCCCUGGGUGCCUGAGCACCCACAAAAUUCCCCAUGAAGGGGCCAGGCACCCGCAAAUUUCAGUGCCAGGGCCAUGCAUGUUGCCCCUAUGCAUAUGGCCCCGGGCACCCACAUUUGCGGAGCCAAGCUGGCACACUUCCUACACCUCCCACACAGAGAAUAUAGCGGGAUCUAUAGUGGGAAUAUAGUGGGAGAACAGUUGAAGGACUGUCCUGUAGGGAAAUCAUGAAAUGCAGGUGUUUAAUUUGUCAAAACUCUCCUUUUACUAUCAUUUUGAGAGUGUGAGCAAAGAAAGAUAUGAAUCAGGGAAUAGUCUUGUCAAGGCUCUCUCUUCUUUUUCCCACCAGGGUGACUCGGGUGGUCCUUUGAUAUGUAACGAGGAACAAAAAGCUAUUGUAUCCUUUGGUGGAAAAUCAGCAUGUGGUGAUAAACGUCAACCUGGCGUCUAUACUCUUCUCACAAAGAAGCAUAUCUCCUGGAUACAAACGACGAUUGGAGGCAACCUAUAGAUGGUUGGUUUGAUUUUGUGAUUCUCUCACCAAAUACUCAUUGAUCUGGCUUUAAUAAAAUCAAAUGUAAACAACAACAAAAAA
Molecule: messenger RNA, 7139 nt
Organism: Podarcis lilfordi (Lilford's wall lizard)
Lineage: Eukaryota; Metazoa; Chordata; Lepidosauria; Squamata; Lacertidae
Source: the annotation of a GenBank genome assembly